Molecule: messenger RNA, 2231 nt
Organism: Oreochromis niloticus (Nile tilapia)
Lineage: Eukaryota; Metazoa; Chordata; Actinopteri; Cichliformes; Cichlidae
Exons: 2
Coding region: 23-2206 (727 amino acids)
Molecular function (GO): nucleic acid binding
Source: RefSeq, a predicted model, not a curated record
CAUUGCAAAAAACUGUAAAGCAAUGGUUAAGUGUAUCGAGUGUGACAGCCUUAAACACUUAUCUGCAAUGCAUCCUGGUCCUACUCCUGCCCCUAAGAGUACUACACCAGGAAACAACGACAAUGAAGAGCAAACUGAGAGCUCACCUUCAGUCGAGUCGAAGUGCACAGAGGUAUGUGGCCAAAGUGAUAGCCCACGUUCAUGUUCUAAGAUCAGUUUAGUCAAAGUGUAUCCCGCAGGCCAAAAAGAGAGAGCUAUAAAAAUGUAUGCAGUAAUAGAUGAUCAGUCCAACAGGUCACUGGUUAAGUCAGAGUUUUUCAGCCUUUUCGAUAUCAAUGCCAGACCCACUCCAUACACCUUAAAGACUUGCUCUGGCAGAGAACAAACCUCAGACAAUAGAUCUGAAAUACCCUCUCCAGAGAUUGCCCAGCAUCACCCACAUCUUCUUCCAGUCGCAGAUAACAUCCCACCUGUUGACCACCACGCCCCAAUCCUUUUACUCCUAGGACGAGACGUCAUCAGGGUCCAUAAGGUACGUGAGCAAAUCAACGGACCCAACAAUGCACCAUACGCCCAAAAGCUAGACCUGGGUUGGGUUAUUGUGGGGGAGGUGUGUUUAGGAAAAGCGCACAGUCAGUCAGAGGUCAAUGUCUACAAAACACACACCUUAGAUAAUGGACGUGCAUCCUAUUUUGAGCCUUGCCCAAACACAAUUCAUGUUAAAGAGAAUUAUGGGGUCACUAUGAAUGCUACCUGCGUCACAGACGAUUUGGGACACUCUGUGUUUGUUAGAUCUGAGGGUGAUAACAAACAAGCCAUGUCUAUCGAUGACAAAGCAUUCCUGACAAUAAUGGACAAUGAAGUUUAUCAAAACCAAGAGAACAGCUGGGUGGCACCUUUACCCUUUCGCUCACCGAGAAGGAGGCUCCCUGACAACAGAGAACAAGCCCUAAAACGCCUCUGCUCUCUCCGAAAGACUUUAGAAAAGAAACCAGAAACGAAAGAUUACUACAUCCAACAGAGAAUGUUGGAUAACAAUCAAGCUGACCAAGCCACUCGGUUCAUUCCAGCAGCAGACCUGCAGAACAGUACCUGGUUCUCAGGUCCACCCUUUCUGUACUCUGACACACACACAGAACCACACACUGGUCCUUUCACGCUCAUCGAACCUGAAAAAGACAGAGAGAUACGUCCAGAAAUAAAAGUAAUGAAAACUACUGUAUCAGAGCCACAGUUAGGUUCUGAGCGUUUCAAAAAGUACUCAAACUGGACCACACUUUUCAGAGUCAUAGCCAGACUCAUUCAUGUAGUUACAUCCUUUGCACAAAAGACAAGUGGACAAAGGGGAUGGAAAAGCUUCAGUGAGACACCAAAUGUCCAAGAACUCACCCGAGCCAAAGUAGUCAUCAUUCGAGCUGUCCAACAAGAAGCUUACAAAGGGACGCUUGAAAACAUUGAAGAAGGAAGGAAGGCCAGUGGCAUAUUUGACGCACUCAAAAAGCUCAAUCCUGUAGUGGACAAAGACAGUCUCUUACGAGUCGGUGGACAUCUUUCCGCUGCUGAUCUCACAGAAAAUGAAAAGCACCCUCUGAUUAUCCCAUCUACCAGCCACAUCGCCAUGCUAAUUGUAACUCACUAUCAUGAACAAGUAGCUCAUCAAGGAAGACACAUAACUGAAGGAGCUAUCCGUGGUGCUGGGUACUGGAUAAUUGGAGGGAAGCGGCUCGUGUCAUCUGUCAUUCAUAGGUGUGUCACAUGUCGCAAGUUGCGAGGCAAAAUGCAGAUCCAGAAAAUGGCGGACUUGCCCGCAGACCGAGUCACCCCUGAACCACCCUUUACCACUGUAGGCCUAGAUGUGUUUGGGCCAUGGACAAUUGUGACGCGUCGUACAAGAGGUGGUUGUUCCCAGAACAAACGUUGGGCUGUGUUAUUCACAUGCAUGUCAACUAGAGCUGUGCAUAUCGAACUGAUAGAGACUAUGUCUGCUGAUAGUUUUAUCAAUGCAUUAAGAAGGCUCUUCUCUAUUCGGGGCCCAGCCAAGUUUCUGCGCUCAGACAGAGGCACCAAUUUUGUGGGCGCUUGUAAGGAAUUAGGGCUAAACUCAGGAAACAAAGCAGUAGGGAAGUACCUGCAAAGGAAAGGGUGUGUUUGGACAUUCAACCCCCUCAUGCGUCUCACAUGGGAGGCUCGUGGGAGCGCCUUAUAGGGGUAGCCAGGCGCAUUCUGGAUGC